GCCAGGCGUCGCCGGCCGCGGUUGCCAUGGAGACGCGGCCCGCAGCCGCGGGCAGGAGGACGUGCCGCUCGGCGGGUACGGGCUGCGCCGCCGGGCUCCUCCGCCAGCGCCAUCAGACGGCGCGGGAUCCGCGCGUCAUCCGCUUCUCCUGAGGAGCAGCCAGCUCAGCACCCAUGCGUCCUGUCCCCUGCUCUGUCUCUCCGGUGUUUUCCUGCAGCCUUGCAGCCGCUAAGUGCCCUCCAUCUGCCGCCUCUAAGUCCCAAGCUUUAUCUGCUGCUGUGGGGCGUCCUUAUCUUCUGCCUUCUUCCAAAGGACGUGACCUCGGCAGCGUGCCCGCCAUCUGCUCUCCUGCCUCCGAGCUCCUGACCCUCUGAGCCCUCCCAGGGACCUCACCCUCCAUCCCGCAAUCUGCUUCCCCCCUGCUUCCCCAGCCGACCUUUUCUUUCCCACCCACUUUCAUUCUUUGUUCUCCCUCUGCACUUCACCCAUUACCCCCCUUCACUCGGUCCCUGCCUUGCCAGCAGCAGUGGAUGCAGCUCCUGGUGCUUGCUUUGUCUGUUGCUGCUCCAUGGAGGAAGCCAGCUGUGACUAGAGACACUCCGCUGCUGCUGGCUGCUGCCAGGGAGGUGGCCCAGGUGACAUGAAGGAUCCCUUCCAGCUCCAACAAAUCCAUGAUUCUGCACACCGGUUUCUUUCCCGUCCUCUUUUUGGCGGUUUUGAAAGGAAUGUGAGUGAUGCUGCUGCAUCAGCUCCGCCGCUCUGUUACGCCUACAUUCCUCCUGGAGCACGGAACAGAGAAGCGAGCAUGCGUUCCUUGUGCUUCGAGCAAAAUGAGAAGGGCUGGAACCUCUUUGACAGAUUUAUUCCAAUAUUACAAAUGGAGAAGGAACGAAAAGAGCUCCUUCAGUGGAAAGAGGAAGAAAGGAAAGAGAGACAUAACUGCCAGAGCCCUCCUCAAAAGGAGAUGCUGCAGGCUGUUGUAAAGCAACUGCAUGACAUGCGUGAAAAUUUUAACAAAUUAAAAGAAGAUUUUGUCUAUAACCUAAGAAUUUUGGAAGAAAGAGAUAAAGAGUUAGAGUCCUACGAUGUCACAUUCACUCACCUGAAAACAUCUGAAAAUGCUAAGCAGGCAGAGAUUAGUGACCUUAAAAUACAGCUGGAUAAACUGGAGCAACUUCUCGUCAAGGAAAGAAGAAAAAGAGCUGAACUUCAUUAUCACUAUCAACAAAACCUUGAAGAACAUAAGUUAGAGCUGGAACAGAUUUGCAGGUCUAAGAGCAGUCACACAAGUCACAAACAUGAGAAGCGUGUCAGCCCGAAACAUCACAUGGGGAGAAAACUCCAAGAACUGCAAGGAGAGCCUGCUUGUCAGAAACAGGUGGAACUGCUGACCAGAGAACUGGAGGCCCUCAGAGGGACUGGAAUGCAAGCAUCAGAAUCACCGCAAACAGCAGAAGUGGUUAAUUUGCAACUGGAGAAAGAGGACAAGUACAAGAAUUGGGAAUUAACUGAUUUUGUAGCUGUGAGAAAUGCCCAGCAGGAAGAACCAUCUCGUGCUGAUAAGGAAAAGGAUGCAGUGUCGGCUUCAUUGGAAGAAGCUCCAAUCAGACAGUUUAGAAAGCUGAAGAAACAGAUUAGAGAACUCCAGAUGAGACAGAAAGGCCUGGAAGCAAGGCUGCGCAGGAAGGAAGGGAAUCACAGUGCUUGUGUGAGAGAGAAAGAUGCCCUUAUUGAAAAGUACAAACAACAACUGUCAAUGGCAGCUGAGCAAGGAUGGCUUCUGGAGCAGAGUAAAACCCAAGCAGAUCUGGACAGGCAGCUCUGUGGGAAUGCUGAAAACCAUCAGCAUCAGAAAUCAGAGGAUCUGACACCGAGUCUGUCUUUACCAAGAAAACAGGCUGAAGCAGAUCUACAGAAGGCUGACUACAGUCCCCAUGCAAUGCAGACUGUUCCUUCUGCUUUCUCUGUUGAGGGAGAAGAGUUAAUACAGUCUCCACUGUCGAAUCGUGGUGUUCUUCCUGAAGGAGAGAAGCAGACAUUUCAAUCUGAUAAUAAAAGCUGUCUCAGGAAAGACAUUCCUAGCUCAGAAAUACAAAAGCUGCAGGAGCAGAACGCCAACCUUCGGGCUGUUAUUGCACAGAUGAGGAAAGAAAUGGAGAGCCUCGAUGAGCAGACGCCGUCCUCACUGCCUCGGAGAGAGCAAACUGCCCCAGGCCACACUGCAGAGAUCUCACUGCUCACUGCUGGUGCCCUGGUGGGAAGGGCUGAAGGUUCCUUGUGCGCAGACCAAGUUUCAGGGAGAACCACGUCGAGCAAUGUGAAUGUCAGCUCAGCUAACCUGGGUUGUGUAGUAGGCCCAGGCACAGAGAAGGGGUCAGAUAACAGAGUUAUGGAGAUAAAGAUGAUAGAUUUUGGCUCUGCCUCAGAUAACUGUUGUCCUGGUGGUGCUGUUCACUGUGGUGUCAGCUGCACUCCACAAGGAACGCAAAAUAAACGGGAGGAAGCAGCGAGAACAACCUCGGCCCUGAGCCAAGAGAAGCAGCAGCUGAUUGAAAUGGGAAACAGACUCAGAACAGAUCUUGGAAUGAUACUAAAGGAAGGACUUUGGCAUCCUAUGAGCCCUACGCGCUGCUCAGUUUGUGUUGGCUCUGGUGGCCUUUCUCCAAGAGAGCUUGUCAAAAGAACACAGUGUCAGCUUUCAGCUUUAAGGCAUCUGCAGCACAAGCUCUUAACACAGGUCCAGCUAGAUUCCUCUGCUGGAAAUUAUGGGCCAAAGCAGCAAAAAGCAGCUACAUCCUCAAAGGUUCAAAGUCAGCCACCCAAGGAGAGCCCUGGUCAAGCCCAGCAGGUCUGGAUUUCUUCAUCUAGAGCACACAGUUCAUGCCAAGGUAUUUGGCAAACUUCAGAAAUGGAAUCAAGCUCUUCUUCUCUCAGUCCUCAAAACAACACUAAACAAGUUGUCUUUCAGAUGCAAGCGAUGCACACACGGACUCGAAAGCUCAGUAACAGAAGAUGAUUUGGAACAAAGGCAAGCAAGUCUGCUCGCUUAUUCGAACAUGUAUUUUACAAGCUCAGUGCUGUACAAGUCUGCCACAGCAGUAACUCUGUUUUAUGGGCAUUUCUGGUGAAACAGCAAAAGAUGUGUGAUAAUUAUUUUCUGAUCCUCCUUCAUUCUGUGGUUUUUUUUUUCACGUAUAAACCACAGGUUGGCAUAUUAAAUAAGUCCCACAGUUUUCUAUACUUCUUUGUGACAUAAUUCAGUGACUCAGUGUGCUUUGGGGUGCUGAUGACACGUGUUAAUGCUGAGUGACUGAAAUGGACUGUUAUGUACUUUGUUCAUUUCGCCAUCAAAUUCUGAGCUUAUGGAAACUUCCAAGGAAAUCAAAGACUGAAAAAUAUGUUCAGUUUCUCCCCUCUUACUCUACUUGCUAAUUUUUACUGUAGGAAUGAGAUGGUUUAAAUAUUUGUGUGUUAAUUCUGAAGAUAAGUAGAAAUAAGGGGGUUAGAAGGAGCACAGGCUCCUACGAUUCUGUGAUUCAGGUUUUUUCUUGAUUCUACGUUCUUGAAAAGAUCUUGCAACAGAAAUCGAUGGAGACAAUCCACAGUGUUAUUGAAAGCAUCACUGCUGCAUACAGACUGUACCAGCCAGACUGUACUUAACUAAUUCUUUCCCUUUUGUACGUCCUGUCCCUGAGAGUACCUGGGAGACUUUGGUUGGUCAUCCAUAACAAAUGAGUCUUGAAGGCUGAUGAUGGUCCACAGAAUCAUAGAAAUGCUUGGGUUGGAAGGGACCUUAAAGAUCAUCCAGUUCCAACCCACUGCUGUGGGCAGGGCUGCCUCCCCCUAGAUCAGGCUGCCCAGGGCUUGGGCUUGAACGCCUCCAGGAACAGAACCUCCCAAGCUUCCCUGGGCAUCCUGUGCCAGUGCUUCACCACCCUCUGAGUAAAAAAUUUCCUCCUAAUAUCUAAUCUACAUCUCCUCUCUUUUAGUUUAAAACUCUUCCACCUGCCCAUGUACAAAGCUUGUCUCCUUCCUGCUUAUAAGCUCCCUUUAAGUAUUGGAAAGCCAUAAUGAGGUUUCCUUGGAGCCUUCUCUUCUCUAGACUGAACGAGCACAGGUGCCUCAGCCUUUCUUCACAGGAGAGGUAUUCCAGCCCUCUAAUCAUCUUCAUGGCUUUCCUCUGGACCUAGUCCAACAACUCCUCGUCUUUCCUGUAUUGGGGGCCCCCCAGGAUGCAGUACUCCAGAUGGGACCUCAUGAGGGUAGAGUAGAGCGGGACGAUCCUUUGAUGCAGCCCAGGAUACUGUUGGCUUUCUGGGCUGUAAGCACACCCUGCUGGCUCCUGUCCCACUUUUCUUCCACCAGGACCCUCACAUCCUUCCCCACAGGGCUGCUCUCAAGUUCUUCUCCCAGUCUGUACACUUAUUUGGGAUUGCCCUGACCCAAGUACAACACUUUGUGCUUUGUCUUUUUGAAUCUCAUUACAUUCAUGUGGGCCCACUUUCCAAGCUCGUCCCUGUCCCUCUGGAUGGUGUUCCUUCCUUCUGUUGUAUCAGCUGCAGCACUCAGCUUGGUGCCCUCUGCAAACGUACAGAGUGCACUCAAUCCCACUGUCUGUGUCAUUGAUAAAGAUGUUGAAGAGCACUGGUCCCAAGACAGACCACUAAGGGACAGCCCUCGUGACUGGCCUCCAGCUGGACAUAGAGCCAUUGACCACAAGCCUCUGGCUGCAACCAUCCAACCAGUUCUUUAUCCACCAAAUUGUCCACCUUUCAAAUACAUGUAUUUCCAAUUUAGAGUUAAGAAUAUGGUGUGGGACCAUAUCAAAGGCUAGAAGUUAAGGUAGAUAACAUCAGUUGCUCUUCCUGUGUCUACUGAUGCCAUCACUCCAUCAUAGAAGGCCGCCACAUUGGUGAGGCACAGUCUACCCGUGGUGAAGCUGUGCUGGCUAUCUUGGAUCACCUCACUGUCUCACAUAACAUCCAGGAGGACCUGUUCCGUGACCUUCCCAGACACAGAUGAGAUACUUAUUGGCCUGAAGUUUCCUGGAUCUUCUUUUCUCUCUCUCUUAAAAACAGGGGUGAUGUUUCCCUUUUUCCAGUCACUAUGGACUUCACCCAACACCCAUCCUCUAAAAAAAGUUACUUGUCAAAAGAGCUGUAUGCUUGCCUCUCAAAAUCAUGGCACGCAUACACAAUAGUGUGAUUAGCUUCUGUACAAGCUGCAAGGUUCACGAAGGCAAGCAUCACCUGGUGAAAUUUGACCAUAAGACCACAGAGUAUAGCCAGUGGCAUGAGAGGCGCUUUGUGUUACCAUGUAGAUUGCUCCUGAUCGGCUAUGUCUCCUCAGGUCAGCAGAGACAGAGGUCAGUGCAGAGGGAACAUAAGGCAAGCUGUGUCUGCACUUGGAAUAUCCCCACUUGUUCUAUACACUUUUGGAGUAGGUAAAACUUGGCAUUUUCCACCCCAAAGUAGGACUCUGAUUUUGGUAGGUGGUCCCACUGUACUCCUGGGAGCCCCCACAUCCACAGCCAUUUACAGCAGAGGUCUUGGGGUAAUUAGUUGAGUUUACAUUGUAGCCUAACAAAGGAAGAGAAUAAGAUGUUUUACAGCAAAGUCACUUUUCUGGUUUACUACUUGAACUUGUUACCACCAUUCUCAUUGUUACUGUUACUUGCAAAGCUCUGCGCUCUGAAAUUCUACACUUUAUGGAUCAAAAGUUAUCUUAAGUGUUUCCACACUAGACAGAAUUUCAACAGCUUUGACAUCACUGACAGUUCUAAGAGCAAUCCAUGUGGGUAAAAAGCUGGCCAGAGAAAGGAUCUAGUAAAAUAUUAACAAACAGAAAGAGUGCUCUGGCUCUGGCUCUUGCUUCAUUCUAACUCUAAGAAGAGCUAAAGAAAGACUCCUGAUUUCUCUGUUGCAUAAAACUUUUCAUCUUUGAAGUGUUUCACAAAUAUUAACUAAUCCCCUGGUUACGUUUUCUUCGCUUAAACACUCUUCUGCUGAAUAGGAACUUGUUUGAGCUGGUGUUCUUUACGAAGCACGGUUAGACACGAGCAAAUAGCUAGGGACUCCUUUUUUAAAUAACAUUUUCCAUUUGGGGAACUGCCUGUAUCUUUCUAGAUCUGAACAACAACAAUAAAAAA
This is a messenger RNA of Numida meleagris (helmeted guineafowl), 6148 nucleotides long. It is a transcript of the gene CCDC57, whose product is annotated as coiled-coil domain containing 57. The record is from RefSeq and is a predicted model, not a curated record. The transcript has 13 exons. Lineage: Eukaryota; Metazoa; Chordata; Aves; Galliformes; Numididae. Bases 641 to 3016 code for a protein of 791 amino acids.